Molecule: messenger RNA, 471 nt
Organism: Melitaea cinxia (Glanville fritillary)
Lineage: Eukaryota; Metazoa; Arthropoda; Insecta; Lepidoptera; Nymphalidae
Gene: mRpL34
Product: 39S ribosomal protein L34, mitochondrial
Exons: 2
Coding region: 139-411 (90 amino acids)
Biological process (GO): translation
Cellular component (GO): ribosome; mitochondrial large ribosomal subunit
Molecular function (GO): structural constituent of ribosome
Source: RefSeq, a predicted model, not a curated record
UGAGUUCGACUUUGAUAAUUGAUUUGGUUUCAUAAUAACAAAACUUGUCAUAAAUAACCUAUUUUUGUAAUUAUAAAGAUUUAAAAACAAUUUGAAUAGCUUUGUUUAAUAGGUUUUCUUAGUAAAAAAUAGUUUACCAUGUCUAGAUUUAUGUCUGCAGUUUUACAACCAUUAAGAUUGGUGAACCACACCUUUCAAGCGCUUGUCCAGGCUUCUCCAACAACAAGUUUAGUAAAGUCAGAGUAUCCCUUGUUGUCAUUUAUUAGAACUAAGGUUAGGUGUUAUUUCCCGCGACCAAAUGAAGUGAAAAGGGUUCGUCGGCACGGUUGGAAAACUAGAAUGUCAACGCCGAGUGGUCGAAGAGUUAUCAUGAGAAGGUUUUUGAAAGGUCGACACGUAUUGUCACAUUAAUAUUCAUUUAUAAUUCUGUUAAGGAUAGGUAAAAAUGUAGAAAUAAUAUAAAAUAAAUUA